This is a messenger RNA of Sporisorium graminicola, 3648 nucleotides long. RefSeq lists its product as uncharacterized. The record is from RefSeq and is a predicted model, not a curated record. NCBI's taxonomy places the organism in Eukaryota, Fungi, Basidiomycota, Ustilaginomycetes, Ustilaginales, Ustilaginaceae. The transcript has a single exon. Gene Ontology annotation, cellular component: SCF ubiquitin ligase complex. Gene Ontology annotation, molecular function: protein binding. Bases 1 to 3648 code for a protein of 1215 amino acids. Gene Ontology annotation, biological process: SCF-dependent proteasomal ubiquitin-dependent protein catabolic process.
AUGUUCGAUUUCUUCGGUCCAAGCUCGCUCGCUUCCAACAGCACUGCCGCUACCAGCUUCCACUUCGGCUCUUCUGAGGGCAGUCCAAAGUCAAACGCAGUUGUCAGAGCAGUCGCAUCAAACGACGACAACGACGACGAACGGCGUAGCUCUCUCGAGCGCACGAUCGACGCCGGAGGAUCGCAGAUCAUUUCUGGCGAGCCCAUGUUGCAGCAAACACAACAGCUCUCCGCUGAGGCUAUUUCUGUAGCUUCAGAACCCCGCCGGACCGUGGAAGAGGCUGGUAACGAAAGCACACUCGGCACACACUCGGCCUCCAUGCCUCCGCUGUACCCCGAGGAGAGCUUGCCAACCUACGAAGAAGCCCCCGAGUAUACGCCACCUCUGUCGCAGCCUGCCGCAAGUGGCUCUCGCUCCAAGACAUCAGCAUUCCGUGCAGCUGCUGCCAACCGCUUCCUGUCCAGUCGGAUCGCCAAAAAGCUCAACUUGCCUACUGCACUGCAGAGCCGCCUUCAGGGCACACAGACUCCCGACGAUUCCUCGACUUCGCAAACGUACAGCUCUCAGUCUCUGGCCAGUCGUCUGAACGAGAGGACGCGCUUUGUGCGGAGUGACAGUGCGCCAAAUCUCAUGCAAAGUUCAAACACACCGGGACGCCGACGCAUCGAGGUGUGCGACUAUGCGGCCACCGCCUAUGUUGACGGCGCUAGGAUGGGACCUGCCCCUCGGAGUACCAGGCCAACCUUCUCGCGACCUUCUACUGCCGGUGCCGAGUCUCCAAGAUCCCGUCCGAGCCCUAUCAACUCCGCCCGUCCCUCGUCAAGCAACGGUAUCCCCGUCCGCAACGGCGAUCAGAGACGAGUCGGCGCCUCACCCUUGCUUCGCACAGCCGUGUCUUCAGCCAGUUCAUCUAGGCGAAAUAGCGGCGAAUCUCGCCCCGUCAGUCGGGCUACGAUCAGCUCGGCUACCAACGGCGGCCUCUUCACCUGUGGUUACGCCUCGACUCGAAGCGGCGCCACCACACCUACACGUCCAAGUCUUUUGCGCAAGGGACGCAGCCGCACCGUGAGCUUGAGGAGUCUUGGGGAUCUCUUGUCUCUCAGCCGCGACCGCGACCGCGACCGCGCCAGUGGCCCAUCCGACGACAGCCUCGAGCGUGAUCAGCAGCAGGCAGAUGAGCCGAGUUCGACAGGCACAAUUGUGCGAGAAGUCGUCGCGCCUGUUUCUCAAGAGAUGCUCAUCUCUGCGCGGGUGCGUGCCGCUCCGACGGCUCGACCUAUCUUGAUGAACGCAGCACACAGUAGCCCCCAAUCUGGUGUCGAUCCGGCCGCGUCUGGCAACCCAGUGUUGAUCCUGCCUCAUCAAAGCUACGAGCGAAAACCGGAUCCGCUGCAACAGCUUCCGCGUGAGCUCGUAUUGACCAUCUUCAAAAGUCUGGUGGAUCUGCAUGUUCAGGAGCAUGAAAGUGCAGUGGAGAACGGUCUUUGGCGAGGCAAAAAAUCGAACGAGACGCGAUGGAUCGGUUUGGAGGCUGCCGUCCGCGAACUCGCACGUCUCAGUCGUGUGUCGCGAGCAUGGCAGAGCUUUGUGCUCGACGGACAGCUUUGGCAGAAUCUGGAGUUCUCCAAGUAUCCUAGUAUGACAGAAGAGGCCAUGGUUAAGAUCGCCAGGUCCGUUGGGCCCUUCGUUCGUCGUGUCGAUUUGCAUGGGCUUACCAAUCUGCGUUCCAGUGUGCUGCUGGCUCUUUCCAAGGCGCAGCGUCCAAGACCUCUGACGAGCUGGGAGCUCAACACCUCGACAUGCGUGCCGUUCACCACUCGUCAACUCGAGGAGCUCAACCUGCAAGGGUGCCGCCGUAUUUCUACAAGUGCGCUCAACACCGUCCUCUCGCAGUCGCCGAAUCUGAGGCAUUGCACGCUUGCGAGCCUGCCUUGCGUCGACAACACGACACUGUGUGUGCUGGCCGUGACGGCCACGAACCUCGAAACGCUUGACAUCAGUCGUUGCCGCAGCAUCGACGCGGACGGUGUUCGGGCCAUCUUUGCCAUCCAGGAAAGCGAGCUCAACAUUUCUGCUGUGUCCAAGGAGCGCAAUGUCGGUUCUCGCUUCCGCGAGCUACGCGCUGCUGGCGUGGCUGGUUUCAACUGCGCAACGCUCACCCAGCUUGGUAGGCACUGGCCGAACCUGGAAAUGCUCGAUUUGAGCUAUUGCAACGAUGUCAAUGAUGCUGCCAUUGCAGCACUGGUCAGCAGCGACGGCGAUACCGUUGGCGAAAAGGGGAAGUUUGUUACGCUCACUCCGCGUCAGGCAGGCAGUCAGGAUGAUGACGAAGUCGUCCGUAGGAGGUUUCCUCAUCUUAAGAAGCUCAACCUCUCGUCGUGUCGAGCGCUGUCCGAUCGCGCCUGUGUAUCUCUUGCGCAUGCUGUACCCAUGCUCGAGGUGCUGGAGCUUGCCAAUAUUGGACCAAGACUCAAGGAUGCGGGGCUGGUCAAGCUGCUUGGUACGACGCCGCAGCUGCAAAAGCUGGAUCUGGAAAGGGCUACACAGAUCACCGAUGCGGUCCUUUCGGCGUUAACCCCUCCCGAAUCGCACGCAGAAGCAUUUGGUCUUGCUGUGCCGGACAGAGACACGCUCAUGCACGGAACGAGACCGAGAGGCUCGCUGCUCAGUAUGGCUCGUCGAUCUGCGAGUCGAAGAAGGCAGGCAAAUCAGUCCGCGUCCUCAGCAAGCGCUCAGGACGAAGCGCCACCUUGCUAUGAUGAACAGGCUGUGGCGGCCUUGAUUCCGGCGACCGGAACACAUCUGACGCAUCUGGUUCUAUCGUCUGCCAACCACUUGACGGCCGAAGCGAUGCUUCUGCUGAUCAAGCGAUGUCCCUUCCUAGUCCAUCUGGAGCUGGAUGACACGCAUGCGGACAACGAAGUGGCACUGCAAUUUGUCAACCUUGCACGGUAUCGCAAGGUGCGAAAUGCGUACCUUGGUCUGGUUGACUGCAGGUCCUUUUCACGAGACACGUACUCUCAGCUCAGCCAUAGCGACGCAGCCGAUGGCGGUGUGCGGCCGAGAAGGGGAUCGCGGGGCUAUGCUUUCCGUCAGUUUAGCUAUGAUGACCCGGAGCCGCUCUCAGCGGUGGCCGUAGCGGUGACAAACGAGAGGCAAGAAGGAUGUGUGCAAGUGGGUUCUGAGUUGGAGGCAGCUGGCGGUGGUGGGACUUCGAUCGAAGGACGCGAGCAGGAAAGGGAGCGGGAUCGAGGAGGGUAUGACGAAUGCAAUGAUCUCAAGCCGGUAGUCAAGAGCUUCUGGGGCUGGCAGCUGGUGGAUGCUAGGCUGAAGCAGAAGCGCAAAGCCGAAGCGAAAGCGGCAGCGCGUCGGCCUCAGGGUGGACGCAGUAAAGUCACAAGCGUGAUGGCGAUGGCUUUGGGACUGCCGUCGGCUGCGGUUACUGGAGGUGAUGGGGAAGGUGCAGGUGCUUCUGCGAGUCACUCGCGGUCUCAGCGGGGAGUAGGAGGAGGGGCCGCACAGAGAUGGUCACGCAUGCUGCUUGGGCCUGAAGCGGUGGGGGAGGUUAGUGUGCGUGGAGCUGGUCAUGACGAUGAUAACGAUGAUGGCAGCGAGGAGGACGAUGCGCGUGGGUGUGUCGUUAUGUAG